This is a messenger RNA of Hevea brasiliensis (rubber tree), 2015 nucleotides long. RefSeq names its product probable transcription factor KAN2. The record is from RefSeq and is a predicted model, not a curated record. Gene Ontology annotation, biological process: regulation of DNA-templated transcription; abaxial cell fate specification. The coding region runs from base 409 to 1536 and encodes 375 amino acids. Gene Ontology annotation, cellular component: nucleus. Lineage: Eukaryota; Viridiplantae; Streptophyta; Magnoliopsida; Malpighiales; Euphorbiaceae. The transcript is spliced from 6 exons. Gene Ontology annotation, molecular function: transcription cis-regulatory region binding.
ACCCUCCCCCCAUUUCCACAUAAAUGAACACCUCUCUCUUUCUCUCUCCCUGUUGUAGCUCCUCAAGUGUCAUUUUCUCUCAUAUACUUCACACAAAAGAAACAACCAUUCACUUCAUACCUUGUCAUUUCUUCUCUCUAUCUCUUUCUCUCUCCGUCUCAACUCUCUACAACCACUCUCAAAUUGAUCUGAAUUCCAUCCCAAAGAAAACCCAGAAAAUCUUACCUGAAAAUUUUUAAACUCUUUUGACCAAAUCAUAUCCUUAGCCUCCAACCCAUUUCAUCUUUCUUGAUCCUUAACAUACUCCUAUUAGAAGAUAAGCAACAGCAGCAACAACAACAAAAACAAAGAGAAGGAGGAGAUAAGGUCAUAAGGAGAACUAGAAAGGGCUUUUUUUGUUGCUCAAACAUGGAGCUAUUCCCAGCUCAACCAGAUUUAUCUCUCCAAAUUAGCCCACCCAACAGCAAACCCUCAUCAACAUGGAGAAGAACAGAAGAAGAGAUGGGUUUGGGAUUCUGGAAGAGAGCUUUGGACUCCAGAAACACUAUGUCUUCAUUGGCAAAACCUGAUGCCUGUUUUGAGCUCUCACUAUCAAAUCCAAGGGUUUCAGAGUCCAACUCCAACCAUUUUCACCUUCUCCAAAACAACAGCAAUUACAAUGGUAACAAUGUUUUCGAUUAUUUACCACAAAACCAGUACCAACACCAACUCCAACAAAACCAUCUUCAUCAUCACCAUCCUCUCUUUCAGCAGCAGCAGCAGCAGCAACAAGGGCUAAGCCAAGAGCUUGGUUUAUUGAGACCCAUCAGAGGGAUUCCGGUAUAUCAAAAUCCUCCUCCCUUUUCAUUCUCUCAACAACCUUUGGAUAGUGCUGGUUCUCAAACUUCUUCUUUAGCAACCAAUAACUCGAGCUCCGCAAGUUUAAGACCCUAUCAGUCUCCAGGUUUGAUGAGAUCACGAUUGAUGUCAAGAUUUCCAGCUAAACGCAGCAUGAGAGCACCAAGGAUGCGGUGGACUACUACCCUCCAUGCUCGCUUUGUUCAUGCUGUUGAGCUAUUGGGUGGCCAUGAAAGGGCUACACCCAAGUCAGUUCUUGAGCUGAUGGAUGUGAAAGAUCUCACCUUGGCGCAUGUUAAAUCUCAUUUACAGAUGUAUCGGACUGUAAAGACAACGGAUCGAGCAGCAGCUUCAUCAGGACAAUCAGACGUAUUCGAUAAUGGAUCAUCAGGAGAUACUUCUGAAGAUUUGAUGUUUGAAAUCCAAAACUCAAGGUCUGAACUAUCAAUGCAACAAGGAAAACCAAGUGGUCACCAGGACAAGGACUAUCAUGGCCUCUGGAGCAAUUCGUCAAGCAGGGAAGAUUGGUUGCAUGUGAAAUCAAAGGAUUCUUGUGGAAACUUACCAUCGCUUAAGCACAAGGACGCGGAUCCAAAUUGCUCAAUUUAUGAAAGAAUAUCAGAUGUAAGCUCAUCAACCCUUUCAGGGACGAGCCCCAAGAAGCCUAAUUUGGAGUUCACCUUGGGCGGGCCACAUUGAUAAUCCCACUACAGUGUAUUAUCAUUUUGAAAUCAUUAUAUCUCUGAGAAGGGAUUGGUGAUGAAGAGAAUCAGGUACCCAGCAGAGAAAAUCAGAGAAAAGAAAGGAAAAAGAAAAAAAAAGAAAUGAAAAAGAGAAAGAGAAAAGAAGAGAAAAGAAAAGAAAAGAAAAAAAGAGCUAAAGAAAGACAAGGAGACAAGAAAGACAGAAAGCAUCAAAAGGAUAAAGAGCAGAAAAAGCAUGUCUUUCCUGUCAAGCUGUGAGAUCUAAAUUAACAUUUUAUAUUCCCACGUAAAUAUGAAAUCUAAUUGAUUUUGUAUGUUGUGCACUCAGAGAGAAGAAAAGUAAAAAAGAAAGAAAGAAAGAUUUUUAGAGAGAGUGAAAGCUUUAACUAUCUUAGAGUAUGAAGUGAUCUUUGGUAAUUGUAAUGAAGCACUUUACAAUUACAAAAAUAUAUAUUUUCUAAUUUUUACCAAAAA